CUCCCUUAUACACACACACACCCACACCCACACACAUACACACAAUAACAAUAACACAAAAAAAAAUUUUUUUUUAAAUUCGUUUUCUUCCAAUCGAAUUUUGAGGCGGACGCAACUGUAGCUCCUGCUGCUCGGUCCAGCCAGAUGCCGUCAGUUCUCUAGUUCAGGCCUCGAGUUCCUGUCCUGGUGUAGAAUGCAGUUGGGCUACAAGCUGCGGCGGGCGCCGCAGCAGCGCUGCCAGAUUCGCAAUCUGAUGCGGACCAUACUCCAGCUGCUGCAGAGCUCGCAACGGCCCAUGAGCGACACGGAAAUCAUUUCGGCCCUGUCUGUGCGCUUCCGUCGCACCGAUCCCGAGUUCCAGCGCCAGGUGCGACUCAAUCUCCAGGAUGCGGCCAGCUAUGGCAUACUGAAGCGUCAGCUAAAUGUAUUCUCGUUGCGCUCCAAACGGCUGGCAGAGAUCAUGGACAACUUGGUACCAAGCAGCGGCAGGUAACUACGUUGACGAUGCCUCUGAAGUAAAAAAAACGUUCGCUAAUAAAACACGCAAACGCA
Molecule: messenger RNA, 552 nt
Organism: Drosophila montana
Lineage: Eukaryota; Metazoa; Arthropoda; Insecta; Diptera; Drosophilidae
Exons: 1
Coding region: 194-493 (99 amino acids)
Source: RefSeq, a predicted model, not a curated record